UCCAAAACCAUACUAUUUUUGAAAGAUAAAAUCAAAAUAAUGGCGUCGUUUUGUCGAUUUCUUCGUAAUUUUCAAUUUCACGCCUAAGAGUUCUAAUUUCACGCUGCCUCGAUCGUCUCUGUGACCCUCUCAUCUCGGCCUCUUAUCUCACGCCGUCGCCGGCGUUCAAUCGUCUUUUCUUCUCAGUCUCCAGCCGGUCUCUUCUUCUCAGAAGUCUCCGAUCGUCGCUCGGGAGACUCGGCCUUUCAUCUCACGCCGUCGCCGGCGUUCAAUCCCUCUCCUUUCCAGUCUUCGGCCGUCUUUCCUUCUCAGAAGUCUCUCAACCUCCGAUCGUCUCUCCUUCUCAGAAGUCUCCGAUCGUCGCUCGCACUUGGCUCUCCAUCAUAGUUGCGUUGAGUUGUGUUGCCGCCGGCUACGAUGUGUACAACUUUCCUCGAGGACAAAGUAAAUAACUUUGUUUUCUGCAUUGAAAGUUUUUGAUUUGAGUGUCGGUGAGGAAAUUCCAUCUUUUGAUUCAAGUAAUCAGAAAACUCAUAAGUUGUUAUUAUGGGCAAACCAGUAUCCCGGUCGGAUGUGAAAUCUAAAGCUGAACGCAAAUUUGAGAAGAAGGUCCAGUUUUAUGAGAGAGUUGGAGAAAGUAUUGCUACCUUGAAUGCUCAAAAGAGUAUAACUAAGAAGAAAAACCAUCGUAGACGUAAAAGAGACUUGAAGGCUUUUGAUCUUUCUACACUUUCAGAGUUUCUUCCUGGAUUGGAGGCGACAAAACAAAAACCUUCUGCAGCGGAGUUAAAACUAAAUUGCAAGUCUAGGCUAAAGUUCAUAUUGAAGGAGAGAAAGCAAAUGGGUACUGUUCUUAAUCACCCUGUGUUUCAGGCAGACCCAUUGAGAGCUGUUCAGCUACAUUUAGAGGGCACACAACCAAUUGAGGAACCGAAGAAAAAAAAGAUAAAUAAAAAUGGAAGCAAGAAAAGGAAAGAAAAGAAGUCGAAAGCCUUGGCAAGACCGUCAUCUAUGGAGAUGUGACUAAUCUCUCACCGGCAUUCUUUUGCCAUGUAAGCCUCUUUGGUAAAUACUUACGUGCUCAUUUUGAUCUAUUCAAUUAACUUGUUUGUUAUCAUUAACAAGUUGAUCUCGCUUGAUCUUUGAAUUUUGCGGUAGGCUAUUCUUGUUUUUGAAUGCAUAGGCAACCCAUCUUGAUUCGGGUUGUUUAUAGGUAGGAGCAGCUCCUCUUGAAACAUUGUCUUAAUAUUUUAAAUAUUAUCUUUGACUGAAAGAA
Molecule: messenger RNA, 1276 nt
Organism: Cucumis melo (muskmelon)
Lineage: Eukaryota; Viridiplantae; Streptophyta; Magnoliopsida; Cucurbitales; Cucurbitaceae
Exons: 6
Coding region: 547-1023 (158 amino acids)
Biological process (GO): maturation of SSU-rRNA from tricistronic rRNA transcript (SSU-rRNA, 5.8S rRNA, LSU-rRNA)
Cellular component (GO): 90S preribosome; preribosome, small subunit precursor; nucleolus
Source: RefSeq, a predicted model, not a curated record